Synchiropus splendidus (mandarinfish) is the source of this 3437-nucleotide messenger RNA. Its product is annotated as aldehyde dehydrogenase 1A1-like. The record is from RefSeq and is a predicted model, not a curated record. Lineage: Eukaryota; Metazoa; Chordata; Actinopteri; Syngnathiformes; Callionymidae. Bases 73 to 1728 code for a protein of 551 amino acids. Gene Ontology annotation, molecular function: benzaldehyde dehydrogenase (NAD+) activity. The transcript is spliced from 14 exons.
ACUGGCCCGAACAUAAAAAGGCUCUGUGAGUUCCUCUGCUCACUCUCAGUCUCACCCAAGCCGCUCGUGCAAAUGCCUGGGACCUCAGCAGGAGCCCAACAGACCCUUGGAGUCUCAUCACCAUCCUCCUCAGAGGAUCAGUAUGACAACACAAGCAGCGAGCCCAACACCACCCAGCAUCAGAAGACUGGGAAUGGAUACAUGAAGUCCAGAACAGGUCUUGGAAAUGGGCCUCGGAUUAAUGAGCUGCCAGUGCCGGUAUCAGAUCUAUCGGUUCAAUACACACAGCUGUUCAUAGAUAAUGAGUGGCAGAAGUCGUGUAGCGGGAGAAAGAUUCCCGUUCAAAACCCAGCAACCGGUGAGCUGCUGUGUGAGGUGGAGGAGGCUGACACAGAAGAUAUUGAUAAGGCAGUGAGGAGUGCCAGAGCUGCGUUCCAGUUGGGGUCCCCAUGGCGAUCGAUGAACGCCUCAGAUCGUGGCCACUUGCUGAACAGACUUGCAGAUCUGGUGGAGAGGGAUCGACUGCUAUUAGCUACCCUGGAGUCACUGGACUCUGGCAAAGUGUUCCUCGUCUCGUACUUCGUGGAUCUGAAGGCCACCAUCCAGACGUUGAGGUACUAUGGAGGCUGGGCGGACAAGAUCCAUGGGAAAACAAUCCCAGUGGAUGGAGAAUAUUUCACGUACACUCGUCAUGAACCCAUUGGGGUGUGUGGCCAGAUCAUCCCGUGGAACUUCCCGCUGAUGAUGUUUGCGUGGAAGAUCGCUCCGGCCCUGAGCUGUGGAAACACUGUGGUCAUCAAACCGGCCGAGCAGACCCCUCUCUCCGCCCUCCACAUGGCUGCCCUCAUUAAAGAGGCCGGGUUUCCUGCUGGUGUGGUGAACGUGGUGCCUGGUUAUGGACCCACGGCAGGCAGUGCAAUCGCUCAUCACAUGGACAUUGACAAAGUCGCAUUCACCGGCUCUACAGAGGUGGGGAAGUUGGUCCAAAGAGCUGCUGGUGACAGCAAUUUAAAAAGAGUCACUUUGGAACUGGGUGGGAAAAACCCAAAUAUCGUCUUUGCUGACUGUGAUUUGGACUACGCAGUGGAGCAGGCACACAGCGGUUUGUUCUUCAACCAGGGUCAGUGCUGCAUCGCUGGCUCCAGGGUGUAUGUGGAAGACCCCAUCUAUGAGGACUUCGUCCGCCGCAGUGUUGAGAAAGCCAGAUCCAGAGUUUUGGGAAACCCACUGCUACCAGGAGUGGACCAGGGACCCCAGAUUGACAAGAAGCAGUUUGACAAGAUAAUGGAGCUCAUCGAGAGUGGGAAGAUGGAAGGAGCUACGCUGGAGUGUGGAGGGUCUGCAUGGGGUCAGGAUGGACUUUUCAUCCAACCCACCAUCUUUUCAAAUGUCACCGAUGACAUGCGCAUUGCUAAAGAAGAGAUCUUUGGUCCAGUGCAGCAGAUCCUACGUUUCCGUGGUGUAGAUGAAGUCAUCCAGAGAGCCAACGCCACACAUUAUGGGCUGGCAGCUGGAGUGUUCACCAGUAACAUCGACAAAGCUCUGAGAGUCUCCUCUGCUCUUCUGGCUGGGAUGGUCUGGGUGAACUGCUACAACGCCAUGAACGUUCAGUGUCCAUUUGGAGGAUUCAAGAUGUCGGGAAAUGGGAGAGAGUUAGGGAAAUAUGCUCUCCAGGAAUACACUGAGGUGAAGGCCGUCACCAUUAAAAUCCCAGAGAAAAACUCCUAAACUCCAGCGUGAAUAUUAUUUAUUUCCUUGUCUAAUUUGUAAUAUAAUUCUUCGUCCAAACUCCACUUUAAUAAUGAAAUCAUUGGGUUUUUUUUGAGGUACUGUCUUUCUUGGGCGUUGAAAUUGUUUUGGGAAGUGUUUUUCCAUGUUCUAAUCCAGACACUUACUGUAUGUAUGUGUGAAAUUAGGACUUUAUUGUGUUUAGUCAUUUGUACAAAAAACACAUUUUACAUUUUUUACACAGAUUUCAAAAGAAAUCAAUAAAUAUGUCACAAAAUGUUGAAGUCGACCUUCACCGAAUUUUAGGUCAUUGCAUGCUGUUUUGUGUUCCAGCUCUUAUUAGUGAUGUUAUUAUUGGGUGUUUCUUUCCACCGUUUUAGUUAGUUGAAGCAAACCUGUUGUACAGUAACUUGUAGAACAGCUUUGCUUGUGGAGUUUGACUAUCGUCUCGGCGGCGCCCCCCGUCCUCUUCCUCUGCCUGGCUGAGGCCCCCUGGGGUUCCCUGCUGGUGCCCCCCUUGCAGCGGGCCCACGGGUCACUGGUCCUCUUGGAUUUGAAGCAGCCAGUGAAACUUCUUUUUGGAGAUUAACUCCUUUCCCGUUGGCCGCUGCCCCAGGCUUCAUCUUUGGAGACUUGCCGGUCUUUUCCACCACCACUUCUGAAAAGGAAUAGAAAGAAGUUUCAUUGAGAAAGUUGCUGAUGUGGACAAAUAAAUGUCAUAUUCCAGCACCAGGAGGGGGCUCUUCCUCCUCAGUGGGUGGUGGUAUGAGAGACUUGUUCGGAAGCAGGUCUUCCAAGUCCUUCAUGACUUGGUUUGUGCUGUCCUUGUUGUUCCUGCGGUUCUUCUCCUCAUCUCGAGCCUGAAAUGAGAAUUUCACAGGUGAACAUUAUGGAACAAUCAGAAGACAACACUCCCAAUUUAGAACCUUUUGCAGUACCUACCAUUUGCAUCUUCUUCUUCAGGUCAGAGUUGGCCUGCUGGUAUCCCUUCGACACUGCAUUGAGAUAGUACAGAGCCAGCCUGAAGGCCAGUACAUUAACGUUAGCACGAAUGUAAUGAGGUUUGAAUGUCAAACUCUGUCAUUAAAGACCUUAAAUGUGCAGCUUCCUAUUUGGUGUGAACUCUACAGUUCAGUAUUGACCAUAACACACUCACACCAUGAGGAGCACGGCUGGCAUGAUGAGCCCAGGGUUGGUGGCGUAGGUGAAAAUGUUCCCGAUGAAGGCCGGUAAAUCCUGCUCUAUUGUCUCCAUGACAACAUCGUACAUCUUCUCUUGUCCGCUAAGAGGACGUCAACAUUCAUGAUCAUGCGUCGUAAUACAAACAAUCGUGGCGAGGUGUCUCACCUGAAGGGUCCGCAGUCAAAAGACGGGGACAGCGUCAUGAUGGUGUAGACGACGGGCAGCAGGCUGAGGAAAAGCACGAGCAGCAGUAGACCCAUGUAGAAGUUGUUGGAGCGCGACGCUUUGAAGACUCGCUCAUGAGGAACAUUGCAGGCCAUCACCGCCCAGCACUGGUAGUACAUGGAGACCAGCAGACGCAGGACGUUCAGACCCACCAGACCUGGGGCGUAGAAGGCUCCCAUCCUGGGGAGUGCAGACGGCAAAUGUUGUGUUAACUGUCCUGCCUUACAAUGAACUCAAAAUACUGAUAAUUCUUCUAUUUUCUAUUGUUGUUUUUUCUUUCAUCACAUUGACCACAUUUCUGU